GAAAAAAAUCCACUUUCUCUCUCUGCAACUCUUCUCUCUAAAACGCCCCCCACUUUUCUCUCUGUCUCUCUGAUCCAGCAAAUUCUUCAUCUUUUCUUCUCUUUCUUCACAUUUCUUCUUCUUUAAUCCAUCAACUCUAACUACUACCUUCAAAGACUUCAACUUUCUUCACUUUUCCAAAAAACCCAAACCGAAAUUCACUUCCUUAGAUUAAAGAACUUGGUGGGGUUCUCCAAAAUUUUUACUAGCUAAACCUUAAAAGCCCAAUUUUUUUUCUUUCAAAGUGAAAGGUUCAAUAAAGGGUAUUGUUUUUAAGGGAAAUGAGGGAUGUUUUCAUGGUUGGCAAGGAUAGCUCUCGCUUGUUGGAGACCAGUGAGUCGAUAUGCCCGUAUGAACAAGGAUAAUAAUAAUAGUAAUAAUGACGAGGUUGAAGAAGAUUCUUCUUCUUUACGUGAUUCACUUCUUUGGUGUAGAGACCUUGAAAAACACUCUUAUGGUGAUUUCUCCUUUGCUGUUGUUCAAGCCAAUGAAAUCAUUGAAGAUCAUAGUCAAGUCGAGACCGGAAAAGAUGCUACUUUUGUUGGUGUCUAUGAUGGACACGGUGGCCCUGAUGCUUCUCGCUUUAUCUCUGAUCAUCUCUUUCAAAAUCUAAUUAGGCUUGCUCGAGCAAAUGGAACCAUUUCUGAAGAUAUUCUUAGAAGCGCUUUUUCCGCAACUGAAGAUGGGUUUCUUACUCUUGUACGUAGGACAUGUGGAAUAAAACCAUUAAUUGCAGCAAUUGGAUCUUGUUGUCUGGUUGGAGUUAUAUGGAGGGGAACAUUAUACAUUGCUAAUUUGGGUGAUUCUCGAGCUGUAAUUGGUUAUUUGGGUAGAUCAAAUAAGAUAGUUGCUGAGCAGUUGACUAGAGAUCAUAAUGCUAGUAUAGAGGAGGUCAGACAGGAACUCAGGUCAUUGCAUCCAGAUGAUUCUCAUAUUGUUGUUAUGAAGCAUGGAGUAUGGCGUAUUAAAGGAAUCAUUCAGGUAUCCAGAUCUAUCGGAGAUGCAUACUUGAAGCGACCAGAGUUUUCUCUUGAUCCUUCUUUCCCACGAUUUCACCUCUCUGAACCCAUUCGUCGACCUGUGCUAACAGCAGAACCAUCCAUGUGCACCAGGGUUUUACAACCUAGUGAUAAGUUUCUAAUUUUUGCAUCUGAUGGACUUUGGGAACAUUUGACAAAUCAGCAGGCUGUCGAGAUUGUGUAUAACUAUCCACGAGCAGGAAUUGCCAAGAGGCUUAUUAAAACAGCUUUAAACGAGGCAGCUAGGAAAAGGGAGAUGAGAUAUGAUGAUCUUAAGAAGGUUGAUAAAGGGAUUAGGCGGUUUUUCCAUGAUGAUAUUACAGUUGUUGUCAUCUUUAUAGACCAUGAGUCGCUGGGUGCAAAGAUGUCUGUGCCAGAGCAGUCUGUUCGUGGGUUCGUCGACACCACUGGACCAUCAAACUUUAACAUUCUUUAAGGAUUGCUGUAAAAUCCAUGGUCUAUCAUCUGAAUUAAUACCUUGUGAUGAAAAAUAAUCAGUGGGGUUAUGGUGAAGUUCAGCAAGUUUCUGUAUGAAUCGUACUGUCUUUUUCUUUUUUCCAACAGUUUCUCGGCUUUGCUUUUUCUUUCUCCUCCCAUUAUCAAGCAAGUCUUGGAAAACGUUUGAGCUGAUUUUCAUUGUUAUAUUUUGAUAUGCAACUUAUGAUGAUAACCCUGAUAAGAGAAUACUACAUUUUCUCUUCUUUUUUUAUC
This is a messenger RNA of Theobroma cacao (cacao), 1769 nucleotides long. RefSeq names its product Protein phosphatase 2C family protein. Lineage: Eukaryota; Viridiplantae; Streptophyta; Magnoliopsida; Malvales; Malvaceae. Gene Ontology annotation, biological process: protein dephosphorylation. Gene Ontology annotation, molecular function: cation binding; protein serine/threonine phosphatase activity. The record is from RefSeq and is a predicted model, not a curated record.